This is a messenger RNA of Cuscuta campestris, 1583 nucleotides long. The record is from the annotation of a GenBank genome assembly. Lineage: Eukaryota; Viridiplantae; Streptophyta; Magnoliopsida; Solanales; Convolvulaceae.
AUGAUAAGCAUGAACUGAAGAAGCAAUAUUUUAUAGAAAGUUGUGCAGUGGGGUGUUGCCCGACGUCAGGCCAAUUCAAGUUUCUCAUGCUUGUUUGGGACAUGAGGAAUGGGGUCCGAGUAGCUAAAGUACAGACUUUGGGUAAUGGUGAAUGGAGGAGUGUGGACAAUGUACCCUUGAAUAAGCUAGCGGGUGGAUGCUUUCUAAAUGGGUCUGGUCACUGUUUUUUUUGUCUCAACUGUUACUUUUUUUCUAAAAUUAAGGUUGAACAUUUGGGGAAGGAACAUAUCAGUACCCUAAAAUGCAAAAAUGACACCUUUCUUGAAUAUGUUCUUAUCCAUAGUUUUUUGGCACUGGGUUUUGUCUGCCGCGGUUGUAUAAUAUAAUUUGCGUUCGGCUGACGGGAUUGAACAGUGGCGCUCUUGGUUGUUCUAUCUUUGAGAUGAAGAAAGUCAAACAGUACCAACCUUUUUCUGAAAUCCCUUCUGUCAUGUUAUGGGAAAUUCUGGGCCGAGUUCCGAUUAAGACGUGUUUAGCUUGUAAGCUUGUUUGCAAAGAAUGGUAUCAUAUUGUUGUCAGCCCAGAAUUCCCUUCUUUCCGCCGCCACUGUAAUGCGUCCCGAUUCACCUUGUUGUUUACUAAUGCCUGGGUUGGUAGGGUGGGGAUUGUUUUCCACCUUGUUGAGCUUGAAAAGACCUUGAAUGCCGAUGAUUUGGGCAAUCUUAUCGGGGGUGUUGACAGUAUCAUUGAAGUUCACCCAAAAAUCGACACACCCAGCAAAUUUUUUUAUGUCUUGUGUGAGUACAAUGGAGUUGUUUGUUUGGAAAGUGGAGAGAGUGAAUACUUCGUAUGCAAUUUGCUCAGUGGCAGUGUGUGAAUGUCCAGAAUCUGCAUGAAUUGAAUAAGCAUUCUCACACUAUAUUGGGUUGUGAAUUGGGGUGUUGCCCGGUGACAGGCCAAUUCAAGGUUCUCAUGUUUGUUUGGGACAUGACGAAUAACAUCCAUGUGGCAAAGAUACAGGAUUUGGGUGGUGUUGAAUGGAGGAGUGUGGGCAAUGCACCAUUGAGGAACCCGAAAGGUGGAUGUUUUCUAAAUGGAUCUAGUCAUUGGUGUGGUCGCGCCUACAUAUGGUCCUUUCAUUUUGGGAAGGAAAAAUUUUUACGAAUCCUGGUACAUGAUGACAUCAUUAGUGCAGCAUAUAAGAAGAGGAAUAAAGUUUUAAAAAUUCAGUUUCACUGAAGCAGAAAAAUCACAUCAUCUGGUUCCUUUCUAAACAACAGUAGAGUUUUCUUUUUUGUCAGUGGGCUUUCUGGUCUCAUAGUAGGGAUUUUGGCAUUUGAUGCAAGUUUCUCGAGGUUUUAAGGAUUCAGGUGGCUACAUGAAGAUAGUUCAACUGGAGCAGAAAAUUGCAUUUGGUUCAUCUCUAAACAGCAAUAGAAUUUUGUUUUUGUAUGACUUGGUGGCCAUAAGAGAUCAAAUCUAAAUCAUGUUUAACCUUCCGCAAACACUGUGGUCUCAGAACUCAUAUCUUUUGCGCUCAUCAAAGUGCCUGUAAGCAAAUAUGAUAAAAAUAACACACAUUU